Molecule: messenger RNA, 1092 nt
Organism: Malania oleifera
Lineage: Eukaryota; Viridiplantae; Streptophyta; Magnoliopsida; Santalales; Ximeniaceae
Product: homologous-pairing protein 2 homolog
Exons: 6
Coding region: 109-789 (226 amino acids)
Biological process (GO): meiotic strand invasion involved in reciprocal meiotic recombination; meiotic joint molecule formation; homologous chromosome pairing at meiosis
Cellular component (GO): condensed nuclear chromosome; DNA recombinase auxiliary factor complex
Molecular function (GO): double-stranded DNA binding; recombinase activator activity
Source: RefSeq, a predicted model, not a curated record
UUUUUCAUUUUUAGUGCCGAGUCGUAACAUGCUGGCGAAGCGAAACAUCACUUGCCUCAAGAAGUUUCAGGAUUUUCCCGCGCAUCCUCCUUCCUCGCAUUUCCAUCCAUGGCCCCCAAAUCCGACAGCGUUGAAGGAAUCGUGCUCAACUUCGUGAACGAGCAAAAUAGACCAUUGAAUUCCCAGAAUGCUGCUGAUUCAUUGCAAAAGUUCAGCCUCAAGAAAGCUGCUGUGCAAAAAGCACUGGACACACUUGCUGAUAGUGGGAGGAUUUCAUUCAAGGAAUAUGGCAAACAGAAGAUUUACCUUGCUCGGCAAGAUCAAUUUGACAUUCCAAAUGGUGAGGAGCUUGUUCGGAUGAAAGAAGAAAAUGCUAAACUACAAGAAACUUUGGGAGAGCAAAAGAAGAAAAUUAGUGAAGUUGAGGGAGAAAUUAAAGCUCUGCAAUCAAAUUUAACCCUGGAACAAAUACAUGCCAAAGAAGCCAAAAUGAGAAUGGGGAUUGAGGAAAUGGAAGACAAAUUGAAUAAAUUGCGUGGAGGAGUUACUCUGGUGAGCCCAGAAGAGCGGAAAGUGGUUGAGAAAAUGUACUUGGAGAGCAUAAGUCAGUGGCGAAGGCGUAAAAGGAUGUUUAAAGAUCUAUGGGAUUCUAUAACUGAGAACUCACCCAAGGAUCUCAAAGAAUUUAAGGAAGAGCUUGGAAUUGAAUAUGAUGAGGAUAUUGGUGUGAGUUUGCAAUCAUAUUGUGAUCUAAUGCAAGACAGUAGGAAGCGGGCCAGAGGCCAAUGACUUCUAACAAAACAGCUAAGAGGUCAGUUGCUUUAUGAAGGAUCGCAGCAGAUUGGUUGCUUGGUGUUUUCUUGAAGAUAUAUCUGUUGCAAAUACUUGCAGGUUCUGCAUACGUCUAAUAUCCAGAUUUGUCUCUGGAUCCUAGUAAUUUUGCUGUUUGCAGAUGUUACAUGAUGAACAUUUGUUUUAUAAAUGCAAUGGUGCUUAGUGUUUACAUAAGACAUUAUGCAUAAUGCCUUGUAUUUCUGCUGUUAUCUCAAAGAAAUAUACAAACAAAGAGAUUAGUUUUGAGAACUUGUUCAA